CUUUCUCAUGCCCACCCCACUAACAGUAAAGUUAAUUACUACUGCUUGUCUUCCCUCAUUCGUACCGUACGUCAUCUGUCUGCCUCUUCACAUGUAUUUUUCUUCCUUCCUUUUCACACCCGAAACCAAAACCAAACCCUCACAUGCCUCCAUUCUAUUUAUUUUAAUUUUAAUUUUAAUUUUAAUUCAAUUUAAUGCUCAGGCUCUCCCCUCCCCUUUAAUGGCGGCGGCUGAGGAGAUUAACGGUAAUCGCGAGAUCUGGCGGGAAGCAAUCCAAGCAGCUCUCACCAAAUCCGUCGAGCUUAGGGCAAUCCACAACGCCUUCUUCAUGAACACCAAUUCCAAUUCCAAUUCCAGAUUACCCUUACCCAGUUUAGCUUCAUCUUCCUCCCCUACCGCUGCUUCUGCACACGAUUAUCCUAUUUUCAAUCCAAGUUACGAAGACAAGCCAUCGCCAGCGGGCUAUCGGAGAUACGCUGAAAGUUGGGGUGGAUUAGAAGAAACCCUCUUCAAGUUAGCUGAUGAUCGCCACUCCUUGUCGGGUUUCCGACCGCCGGCGCUGGCGGCGUCCGACGACUGCUCCAAGUGUCGGAGAAAUAGUCUAGGGGAUGUUAGGUCGGUAUCUUCUUACAACAAAUGCAGACCGGCUGCAUCGGACUACAAUUCCGACGGCGGCGGCGCGACGGGGAUUGCUCCGGCGGCGUCGAGGAAUAAAGGGCUGAGCUUUUCUUGGUUGUUGCCGAAACUGAAGAAAAAAAUUAAAAGUGAGAGUUCGCCUCUCUGUCCGCAGACAGUCAAUACGGCCGAAUUCGAAUUAAUCGAGUCGUUGAAAAAAAAAUUAAUCGAAGCGCAACGCUGUCGCGACGAUGCAUUGAUCGAAUCCUCCGAGAUGAAGUCAUCUGUCGAGGAACUUCGUCGAAAAUUGGGGAUUUUGGAGUUGCAUUGCGAAGAGCUGAAGACAGCAUUGCGACAAGCCGUCCGGAUGAAAGUCUCACCGCGGAGAGACAACUUUUCGAUCGUUAAGACAAGAGGGAAAUCCAUUGAUGGAAAUCCGGACUAUUCGAUCCCCGUGAGCGACGAGGCCACAAUCGAAGACUUCUUGCAUAUAGUGUCCGAAUCGAGGUUAUCCGCGAAGCAAUUCUGCAAAGCAUUGAUCGCUAAUAUACAAGCAACGGACGAGACUCUAGUCGGCAACUUAAAUUCGAUCCUCGAGCCGUACAAGCUUUCGAUGCAUUGCAAGCAUUCGAAAGCCGUGUUGUACCAUUUGGAAGCCGUCGUAAACCGUUUGCUCUACGAGGACUUCGAGAACGGCGCAUUCGAAAGAAACGGCGCUGCGAAGUUCCUCGACCCGGAUCAAGAACGACGCAGCAAGCUCCGGGCUUUCGCCGCAACGAGAAACAUGAGUCGGAACGACGCGCAGCGGAAAGGGGCUAAGAAUUGUGACGGCGGGGGCGACGAAUUCGGCAAGUUUUGCGAUCGGAAAAUGCACAGCGUUGCGGCGGCGUUGGGGUGGACGAGGCCGUGGCUGGAGGAGACACUCGAGGCAUUUUUUGCGGCGGUGAAAGGCGUCUGGUUGUUGCAUUUGUUGGCGUUUUCUUUCGAUCCGCCUUUGCGGAUCCUAAGAGUCGGGGAAAACCGCAUUUUCGAGAGUCAUUACAUGGACGACAUAUUUGCUGAUAAGCUAAAGCCGAUGGUUCGGUCGAGAACGAAGAUUAUGGUGAUGCCGGGGUUUUUUGUUCAUGACAAGGUGCUAAGAUGUAAGGUUAUUUGUAAAUAGAAAUCUGUUGUAUGAAUAUGAAGUUUUGGAAGACAAAAUAUUACUA
This is a messenger RNA of Andrographis paniculata, 1823 nucleotides long. RefSeq names its product IRK-interacting protein-like. The transcript is spliced from 2 exons. The coding region runs from base 8 to 1777 and encodes 589 amino acids. The record is from RefSeq and is a predicted model, not a curated record. Lineage: Eukaryota; Viridiplantae; Streptophyta; Magnoliopsida; Lamiales; Acanthaceae.